Messenger RNA from Caenorhabditis angaria, 760 nucleotides. The record is from the annotation of a GenBank genome assembly. Lineage: Eukaryota; Metazoa; Nematoda; Chromadorea; Rhabditida; Rhabditidae.
AUGUUGAUUUUUCUAUCAAUUUUCCUAAUUUUCCCAAAUAUUUCCAAACAAGAACAAGACAACAAAGUUUUUGUGUCAGAUGGCGAAACAAAACUUUCAGAGUUCACAUCAUUUUGUGGAUCAGGAUCAAUUUCCAAAAGAAUCACAUUUUUCUUGGUGGAUUUGUUCACCAAUUUACAAGAUGAUUUGAGUCAUUGUUGUGCAAUUCAUGAUGAUUGUUAUGAUGCUCAAAGAGGAAAAAUGAAAUGUGAUAAGGAUUUUGAGAAAUGUACGAGUAAAUUGGAUGAUUUAUUUUCGACGAUAACUUAUGCAGCUGUUCGUGAACACGGAGCUGCAGCUUACAGAGCUGCAGCUAAUGGUAUACCUGAAGGCUUUUCAUGUGAAACAUUCUAAUUUCACUUUGUUUUCCAGAUGACCCUCAAUUAAUAUUUCAAACAAGAGACACUUCAAUAUCCAAGCAAUUCGAUAAUCUAUAUAAUUUUUGUAAAAAAUCAAAAGCCAAUAUAUCAUCUUGUAUCAUAAGACAUGAACAUUGUAAAAAUCGAAAAAAGGAAAAACGACAAACAUGUAGAGUUUGGGUAACUUUUGAAAUAUGUUUGAAAUGUAAAUAGCAUUUCUAUAUUUUUUUCAGUUAGCAAGCUGUCUUUUAUAUACUUAUGGACACCGAGAGAUCAAUGAAAAAUGUGAUGACAAAAUUGAAAAAUUUAUCGAGAAAGAUUUGAAAAUUAAAAUCGAUGAUGUACCAUUUUUACCAGAAUGA